AGACGCGGGAAGUUUGUAAAGGGGAGCAGAUCGGGCGGGCGGAUCAUGGAAAGGAAACAUCUAAAGGAAAUUCCUGCUUCUGCCAGGAACUCCUCAAGCUGGACAUGGAACUCCAAGAAGAACAGCUCAGAACUGCUCUGUGGUAUGGGAGUGACCCCUAUGGAGAAAGAUCCACUGGACACAGAAAAUACUCCUCUGGACCAAAUCAUGACGAUGACUCCACCACAGAAGCGUCCGAGACAAAAGGAGAAAGAUGACACCUUUGUUAUCGCCAGACGCCCAAGAGCAGCCAAAAUCUCUCAGCCAGGAAUAUCAUGGGAUUCCCUACCAGAUGAGUUAAUUCUGGGCAUCUUUUCCUACCUGCAUCUAACUGAUCUCUUGAAAGCAUCUCGCGUUUGUAAACGAUGGAGGAGACUAUCGUGUGAUGAAUCACUGUGGCACAGUUUAGACCUCACUGGGAACCAUUUGUUGGACGGAGUUAUUGGAAGACUGUUGUCACUGGGAGUGGUUGUGUUGCGGUGUCCCAGAUCUUGUAUUGGAGAACCAUUAUUUAAACAGAUCAGACCUUUGCGUCUACUACAUGCAGACCUUUCUCAUUGCACCAUCAGCAUAGAUGCUUUGCGGAGCAUCAUUUCCUGCUGCCACAGACUUCAGAAUCUGAGUUUGGAAGGGCUGACCCUGAAUGAUGACAUCAUGUGUGCUGUUGCCCAAAAUUCAGAUCUGGUAAGACUGAACCUCGGUGGUUGUUUCGGCUUCUCCCCAGAAUCGCUGGCACACAUGCUGAAGAGCUGCUCUAGGCUGGAUGAAUUGAACCUCUCCUGGUGUGACUUUACAACCAGCCAUGUGAAGAGCGCAGUGGAUAACUUUCCUAGAAGUUUAACCCAGCUGAAUUUCAGUGGGUAUCGUCAGAACCUGGAGAUAACCGAUGUGGAGGCUUUAGUACAAAGAUGUCCUGACCUUACCAAUUUAGAUUUAAGUGACAGUGUGAUGCUGACUCCAGAAUGCUUUACAGUGUUCCACCAACUGCUUCACCUGCAGCACCUCGGCCUCAGUCGCUGCUAUCAGAUCUGUCCUACUUCCAUGCUGUAA
Molecule: messenger RNA, 1089 nt
Organism: Nanorana parkeri
Lineage: Eukaryota; Metazoa; Chordata; Amphibia; Anura; Dicroglossidae
Gene: SKP2
Product: S-phase kinase associated protein 2
Exons: 9
Coding region: 46-1089 (347 amino acids)
Biological process (GO): SCF-dependent proteasomal ubiquitin-dependent protein catabolic process
Cellular component (GO): SCF ubiquitin ligase complex
Molecular function (GO): protein binding
Source: RefSeq, a predicted model, not a curated record